AUGGCACUCGCUAUCCUCACAGUGCGCCCGGCCCAAUCACAGAUCACCAUCACAAAGCAAGCCGUGGUGUUAUCUAUCCCGCUCCCAAGUCAACUUGCAGUAGUCUUGACCCGGUGGGUGAUCGGCCUCGCAACCCGCCACCUCAGCCAUCCGCCAAGCCACAACCUAAGAAACAGCGCAAGAAACAAGCAGCUACCUCUGGUUCAACAACUCGAACAGCUGCAACUGCUCCCAAACCUACGCUUGAGGAGAAUGCUCCUGCUGCUGAUGGUUGUCACCAUCCUCUUCCCGCCUCAAUCCGAUCAGGUGUUAUUACCGAACUCGAGGGGGCAGCAAAUGAGUCUUGUUCCCUAA
Molecule: messenger RNA, 354 nt
Organism: Puccinia triticina
Lineage: Eukaryota; Fungi; Basidiomycota; Pucciniomycetes; Pucciniales; Pucciniaceae
Exons: 1
Coding region: 1-354 (117 amino acids)
Source: RefSeq, a predicted model, not a curated record